This is a messenger RNA of Bradysia coprophila, 1496 nucleotides long. Its product is annotated as STAM-binding protein-like. Gene Ontology annotation, cellular component: membrane; endosome. The record is from RefSeq and is a predicted model, not a curated record. Gene Ontology annotation, biological process: protein K63-linked deubiquitination. NCBI's taxonomy places the organism in Eukaryota, Metazoa, Arthropoda, Insecta, Diptera, Sciaridae. Gene Ontology annotation, molecular function: metal-dependent deubiquitinase activity; K63-linked deubiquitinase activity; protein binding.
UUUUUUUUCUUGUCCAGAGAGUGUUGUUGUUUUGCAUGAAUCACAUCGAAACUUCGAUAAAACAAUGUCUAAAAUAGCGAAUUUCACUGGAAUGGGCAUUGUUGAUCCACAGGAGAGGAUAAAACAUUUAGCCAACUAUGGGAAUAUGUUUGACGUUGACGGAAACGUACCAAUUCGAAGAUACUAUCGAUCUGGUAUGGAAAUAGUGAGAAUGGCAACCGUAUACCAUACCGAAGGCAAUCUGGAGAAUGCAUACAUUCUCUACAUUAAAUUUAUGACUCUGUUCUUGGAUAAGAUUCUGAGCCAUCCGGAGUACAAGACAGUGCCAAGCAGCAUCAAAAAGCCCAACCAGGAGAAAUUGAAAGAGAUUCUACCUUUAACCGAGAAACUAAAGCUGAAAUUGCUGGAACGGUACAAACAUGAGUACACCCAGUUCCUCGCUAACAAGGAAGCCGAACGUGUUCGUGAAGCUGAACAAGCUAAAGAAGCCUUAAAAAAUAGGAAACCAACGGAUAUUGUAACACCUGCACCAACUGAUAUUGCUGGUAUGUCAACGAAAUCGGAAUUCAUACCGAGCGCACCGCCAGACUUACUGGACCAAGUGGUCUAUCCAAAUGAUUUUCCUUCGUCGACCAAUAAAACAAAUUUACCGACUGGAUUGUUACUACCAGACACACCGAAGCCUGUGAAACCGUCGGUUGAUCGGGCACUGAAACCGGCAUCCAAUGAAUCGCUGGCCGAAGGGAAUUUACGAUCUGUGUUAAUACCCAAAGAUACAAUGUACAAAUUUCUGUUGUUAGCAGCUAAAAAUACGGCCAGUAAUGUCGAAACGUGUGGAAUUCUAGCCGGUCGAUUGGCGCAGAACAAACUUCUUAUCACUCACGUUAUCGUACCGAAGCAGAAUGGCACCUCCGACAGCUGUACGACGAUGAAUGAAGAAGACAUUUUCGAUAUUCAAGAUCAACAGAAUUUAAUUACGUUGGGAUGGAUCCAUACGCAUCCAUCUCAGACGGCAUUUCUAUCAUCAGUUGAUUUGCACACACAUUGUUCGUAUCAAAUUAUGAUGCCAGAAGCGGUAGCUAUAGUGUGUGCUCCCAAGUACCAAGAAACCGGUUUCUUCUGUUUAACACCAAAUUAUGGCCUCGACUACAUAGCUCGUUGCAGACAAUCGGGUUUUCAUCCUCAUCCGAAUGAUCCACCUUUAUUUAUGGAUGCUUCUCAUAUUGUGAUUGGGGACCACUCAAACAUCGAAGUGGUUGAUCUGAGGAGAUAGCGGCUGUGUGCAUUUACAUAUUAUUUGUAGGAUUCUUGGAUUAUAAUGAAAAAACAAACAGAACAAAACGAAUAAGUGCUUUUAAACGUUCAUAAAAUAUUAACAAUUUUAAUGUUAUGACCAGGUAACAUGUUUCGUAUGUUUCACACUCGGUUAUCGAUAUUAUCAAGACGGAGUGUGAAAUGGCUUAAAUUAUUUAAAGAAGAAAAACACUGUACUGCUA